Molecule: messenger RNA, 2378 nt
Organism: Chiroxiphia lanceolata (lance-tailed manakin)
Lineage: Eukaryota; Metazoa; Chordata; Aves; Passeriformes; Pipridae
Gene: CDKN1B
Product: cyclin dependent kinase inhibitor 1B
Exons: 3
Coding region: 482-1078 (198 amino acids)
Biological process (GO): regulation of cell cycle; negative regulation of cell population proliferation; G1/S transition of mitotic cell cycle
Cellular component (GO): cytoplasm; nucleus
Molecular function (GO): cyclin-dependent protein serine/threonine kinase inhibitor activity; protein-folding chaperone binding
Source: RefSeq, a predicted model, not a curated record
CUGUCAAUCAAUUUCUUCUUCGUCAGCCUCCCUUCAAUCGCCAUAUUGGGCAACCGAGAAAAGGGCUCGUCUCCUCUUGUUUUUUUCCGUCUCGCUUUUACUACGCGGCGGCGGCGGUGCGAGCGGCAGGGGCAUCACCAUCGGCAUCGCCGGCGGGUCGGCACCGCGGAGGGCAGCGCCGCGCUCCGCCUGCUGCUCCCCCCGCACCGCUCUUCCACCGCCCGGGGCUCCCCGGCGGCGGCACCGCCGGCUCUCGGGGCUCAUCCCUGGGCAGGCGCUUAUGCAAGGGCGCCUCCUCGCCCCUUCUCCGCGGGCCGAGGGCGAGCGGGGCCGAGGCGGGGCCGGAGCGCGGGGUAGCGCGGAGAGGAGGCGCGGAGAGGAGCCGCUGGGCGCCGGGAAAUAAAGGGCAGCGGAGAGGCGGCGGCCGGGGGAGAGAGAGCAGCGAGCACAACCGCCGCCUGGAGCAACAGGGAGCGGGGAGAUGUCAAACGUCCGUAUUUCUAAUGGGAGCCCUACCCUGGAGCGCAUGGAGGCCAGGCAGUCGGAGUACCCGAAGCCGUCAGCGUGCAGGAAUCUUUUCGGGCCGGUGAAUCACGAAGAGUUAAACAGGGAAUUAAAGAAGCACCUGCAGGAGAUGGAGGAGGCAUGCCAGAGGAAGUGGAAUUUCGAUUUCCAGAAUCACAAGCCGCUUGAAGGCAGGUACGAAUGGCAAGCCGUGGAGAAGGGGAGCUCGCCCGACUUCUACUUCAGACCCCCCCGGCUACGGAAAGCCGUCUGCAAGUCCUCCGGCCGCCAGAGUUUGGAUGUAAACGGGAAUUGCCAAACCGUGGUUUUUGUCGGUUCUCAGGGAAUCUCAGAGGACACUCACUGUGUAGGUCAAAAGACUGAUGUUUCAGAAAAUCAGACGGACUUAGCAGAGCAAUGCACUGGGCAGAGGAAAAGACCCGCGGCCGAUGAUUCCUGUCCUCAAAAUAAAAGAGCCAACACAACAGAAGAAGAGGUUUCAGAAGACUCCCCCAGUGCCAGUUCAGUGGAGCAAACACCCAAGAAAUCAAGCCCGAGAAGACAUCAAACGUAAAGCGUUUAGUUCCUUUCCCCACCCCGUUGCAGAGCGGAGGAUGUGCGCGUCCUCGUUCGUCGGGUGCGGCGGGGGGCGAUGAAGCGAGAAAGAUGUAAAGUUGUAGUGGAAAAGAAAAAUACAUAUCGCCGAUCUCCGUUGGAUGGAGGUGUCCUGUACAAGCACUGAGAAAAAAACAAAACCAACAACAAAACAACAUCAACAGAAAGCAAACAAUAACACUAAAUUUUAGGCACUCUUAAAAGAUCUGCCUCUAAAAGCAUUGGAUGUAGCAUUGUGCAAUUAGGUAUUUCCUUAUUUGCUUCAUUGUACUACCUGUGUAUAUAGUUUUUACACUAUGUAGCACAUAAAACUUGUUGGGAGGGGGGAGGGACUGUAAGAGGAUGACCGAUUGGAACUUGCUUUCACAAUCUAGCAAGCAAAUAAAUCUAUGAAGAGAAGCAGUGUAGGUUUUUUAUUACUUAAAGAUGUAUUGUCCCUUUAAGUGGGUCUGCAGUGUUUUUCUCUCCUUUUUUUUUUUUUUUUUGUUUAAUGUAUCAUCGGGGUGACCCUGUUCAGAGCCGAUUAUUAUAGGCUGCUUGUGAAAUUUCUUUCCUACAGCAUUAAGCUGAAGAGGUGGGAGCUGUGAUGAUUCCAUUAUAUGGUAGUAAAAGUUCCCCCCCAGCCUCAAAUCCAUAUACCAAAAUGGAAUGCCUGUAAAAGUUGUGUAAAAUCAUCCCACCUGAUUAUAUUGCCUGAUUUUCUGUGGUUUUUUUUUUAUUUGUUUCUUUGUUUGGGUUUUUUUUACCUAAUCUGGAGGUCUUUUGCUCUGAAUCUUGAAUAUUGUUGUUUUCUGAUCUGACCCACUUCCCGAAGUGUGUGUGAGGGGAAAAGGGAUACUACAUCUUUAAACAGUAUUUCUACGUUGCCUGUGUACCUGUAUGUAAAAAUAAAAAAACAAAAGUUUGAAGUGUACCUGUGUACAUAACUCUGUAAAGACACUGAGAAAUUAUACUAACUUAUUUAUGUUAAAAGAUUUUUUUUUUUUUUAAUCUAGAAGACAAUAUUUUUCCCCAUUAAGCCAAAGCGGCAUGUUUUUGUGCAUUUGUAAAUGCUCUAUUUGGUAGACUUUUUAGAGGUUUUUUUGUGGGGGAGUUCUUUUUUUUUUUUUUCCUUUUUCUGAUAAUUAAUAUGGCUGUGCUUAAAAGAUUGCAGACUGAGCCAAUUUAAUUUUUUUUGUAAUGCGUGGGGAAAAAAAAAAUCCAGAUUGAUAUUGUUUCACAUCAAGCAAUCAAUAAAGAAAACUGCCAUAUAUAAGAAA